Molecule: messenger RNA, 2763 nt
Organism: Postia placenta MAD-698-R-SB12
Lineage: Eukaryota; Fungi; Basidiomycota; Agaricomycetes; Polyporales; Adustoporiaceae
Exons: 9
Coding region: 1-2763 (920 amino acids)
Source: RefSeq, a predicted model, not a curated record
AUGGAUCCCACAUCUGACUCUGAAGACGACCUUGACUACGUCCCACUAGAGGACACAGGUGAUGUUGUUCUUCAACCGAUGCGGAAACCAGCCACAAAGCCACCCGACUCUUCACGUAUAGUGAAGAUUGAGAAACGGUAUCGUUUCGCAGGUGAAGAUGUCAUAGAGGUGAAAGAAGUGCCUGAGGACUCCGAAGAGGCGAAGAAGUGGCCAAAGUGGCAGCCUGCGCUGCCGGAGGCAAUACAAUCCUCGUCCUAUACUCCAGUUGAGUCCGCAGGGCCAUCCGAACUGCCUGCGCCGUCAACUGCCCAGGCUACCACGUCCGCGCAGGAGCUGAAACCAGCUGCCAAGCGUCCGGGGCCUCGGAAGCCUAAGACGAAGCUUGCUCCUCUUCCCGGCACUCAGAAGGCCAAGAAGCUCACGACGCUCGACAAGUCUUCCAUGGACUGGCGAUCCCACGUGCAGACCGGGGCGUCUGAUCUCAAGGACGAACUAGAGGCGAAUCGCCGCGGCGGUGGCUACCUCGAGAGGGUGGAAUUCUUGCAAAGAGUAGAGGAUAGGAAGGUAGAUGCACUCGACGCCAUGGUAGAGCGCGCCACUCGUAAUGGUGAGGUGUCGCGCCGUAGCACGACAUACACCAUUUCAGAAUCUUUUGUUGAUGACAUCGAAAAUGCGGAGGGAUGGAACCUGAUUGUAACAAUGCUCUGCGAGCACUUCAAAUUGCCAGACAUCACUCGCCGGAGUGGACUCAAGAAAGUACAUGCCCACUUCAAUGAGAUCUACAAGAAGCUCAACGACGUCUACACUAAAAACCUCGGCAAUGAUAAAAUUCUGGGAGGCAUUGUCGGCAUUUGGGCAAAGAUGUCCGCAGACUCCAUUCUACGUGACAGGCUGUUCAAGGAAGGGCUUGUCUCGAAGAUGGUACCUCUUCUCGACAUGCCGUCCACGCGCCACAUUGGCUUGCAGGCUCUGUCUACCGUGACCCACCAUGGGGGAAUAGCAUCGCGCCAGGAAAUUGCGAAGCUCACGCCCAAACUCUUGCAGCUCAUCAAUGAGUUUUCAGAUGACGCCGUGGUCAUGGAACUCGCAACAGUAACGAUGGCACACGCCAUCGGCGCUGUCGUCGGACAAGAGCAGGAACCCGACCACCGGCUGCUCGCGUCUAUCGACAUCCGCAGUGUAUUGAAGCUGACUGUAGACAACCUCCGCAAGCCGUCCGCGUCGCACCUGAUGAUCAACCAUGCAGUAGGACUACUCACCAGCGUCACUCUGCACUGCUACAAGGAGUGCAAAGCCAUGCCGCCCCUCAUUCAGUUCCUCACCGCGUGUUUGCGGAGCAGCGACCUGACGACGCGCUGUAAUGCGCUAGGUGGGCUCACUCGCCUUAAUGGGCUUGAGGCGGAGCCGAACAAGCAAUUCUUUGACCCACGCAAGAUUAUGGAUGCGGUGUCGCGCCGCUUCCCAGACAACCUGACGGAUAUCAUCAUGGACUACGGCAUGGACCGCUGCGACACAACGCUCACGCUGCGGUCCUCGGCGGACUUCCAGCGCGCGCUGAUGAAGUGUGUACAGGACCACGACCUAUAUGCGCUCGGGAAAACGAUCGCCCAGCUCGUCGUGCGGACGGAGUUCUCUAUCACGGGUGGCGCGUACCAAACCAUGAACGAACAGACAGGUCAGUGGGAGAUAGUCAACACGGGCCUGCCGUUCACGAUGUGGGGCGACGCGCUCCCACACUGCGCGCGCGCGCUGCGCCAGAAGGGCACUAAAGAGGAUUUCGACGACGCUGAAAUUUGUGAGUUAAAGCAUCAUGUCCUGCAACAGAACAUACCGGCGGCUAUCAGGGCGGGGCAAGAAGUUCUUCAACGCAAUCCGCAAUUAGCUUAUGCGCACUAUGUGAUCGCGUUAGGCGCGGACAACACCCAGGGUCUGAAGUCAGCCAAGAAGGGCCUGAAGUGCAAGCAGAUUACGCCGUUUGUGCGUCACUACUUGCUCUGGCGCGCAGUAGAACACGCGGGAAACCUGGGCCUAGUUGUUCUGCAGCAGGCUACUGAGGGCGAGAAGGACUACGGGGAGGGAAUAGCUUUCCUUGUCUCUGCGUGUGAAGACGCGAAAACGUUCAUCUCCGAAGCCCCGCCGGACAAUCGCCACAUGGAGACCGUCCUCAACUGGUACAUCAUAUGUUCGAUCGCCAUCCGCGGGCCUGAAUUGAGCAAUGACAUGCGGGAACUUGGCGUAAGUAUCCUAGAGCUACAAGACACUGGACAGGACGCGUUGGAGAAGGUAGCUCUCGCUGACCAGUUUGCCAAUUUUCUCGAGCACCCGCCCAAGAAGACGCAGAUGCGCCUGACACGCCAGCUCAUUGUGCAGUACUACCAGACGGCGGCGAAGAACUGGGGCAGCGUCGUCGAGCGCUUUGACAGGAUGGAUCUGUCUUCCGAGAGCUGUAGCAUCCCCUCGCCGAGCAAGGCAGAGGAUGAUCUCGCGGCGUGGCUCGAUGACCUGCACUUCGAUGACGACGAACACGAGCAUGCGCAGCGGUGCGCCCAUCCGAAGAUUAGUAUAAACUCAGUCUCGCUAUACCGCUGUUCGCACUGCGGGAACCCAAGUGCCGUGCUAAGAAAGUGCGGUGGCUGCGGUACUGCGACCAAGGCUGUCAAAAAUCACAUUGGAGCGAACAUAAACGUGUCUGCAAGCCGAAGACAUCGUGAAGACUCCGUAUGUAUAUUCAACGCAAUCAUUGCACUGUUAACUGCAUCUUGA